UAACCUCGGCGCUGCCAGCCGCACCGGGAAGUUGCUGGCGAGUCCGCCGGCCCGGUUCGGUCCCGGCCCCGGCCCCCGGGCGGAUUUCAUGGCCCGCGGCGAACGCGGGGCGGGAGCCGGCGUGGGCGAGCCCCCGCGCGCCCCCUCCCUCGGGGAUCCCCGGCGCCCGCUCCCUUCCGUUCGCGCGCCUUUCCGAUGCUGGCUGCGCCCCUCGCCGCCGCCGCCGCAGCCCUUUCGCCGCCGCUUGUCCCUCGGAGCCGCCGCCGCCUAAGUCCGGGAGGAGAGAAUGACCGAGGUGCUGUGGUCUGCUGUCCCCAACGGGACGGACGCCGCCUUGCUGGCCGGCCCGGGAUCUCCCUGGGGGAACAGCACGGCGGCCUCGACCGCCGCCGUCGUCGCCUCGUUCAAAUGUUCGCUGACCAAGACGGGCUUCCAGUUCUACUACCUGCCGGUCGUCUACAUCGUGGUGUUCAUCGUCGGCUUCCUGGGCAACAGCGUGGCCAUCUGGAUGUUCGUCUUCCACAUGAAGCCGUGGAGCGGCAUCUCCGUGUACAUGUUCAACUUGGCCCUGGCCGACUUCUUGUACGUGCUGACCCUGCCCGCGCUCAUCUUCUACUACUUCAAUAAGACAGACUGGAUCUUCGGGGACGGCAUGUGCAAGCUGCAGAGGUUCAUCUUCCACGUGAACCUGUACGGCAGCAUCCUGUUCCUGACGUGCAUCAGCGCGCACCGCUACAGCGGCGUGGUGUACCCGCUCAAGUCCCUGGGCAGGCUCAAGAAGAAGAACGCCGUCUACAUCAGCGUGCUCGUGUGGCUCAUCGUGGCGGGGGCCAUCUCGCCCAUCUUCUUCUACUCGGGCACCGGCGUCCGGAAAAAUAACACCACCACCUGCUACGACACCAGCUCCGACGAGUACCUGCGAAGUUAUUUCAUCUACAGCAUGUGCACGACCGUGACCAUGUUCUGCGUCCCCUUGGUGCUGAUCCUGGGCUGUUACGGAUUAAUUGUGAGAGCUUUGAUUUACAACGACCUGGACAACUCGCCUCUGAGGAGGAAAUCCAUUUACCUGGUGAUUAUUGUACUGACGGUUUUUGCUGUGUCUUACAUCCCUUUCCAUGUAAUGAAAACAAUGAAUCUGAGGGCCCGGCUGGAUUUUCAGACCCCAGAAAUGUGUGCUUUCAAUGACAGGGUUUAUGCCACUUAUCAGGUGACAAGAGGUCUAGCAAGUCUCAACAGUUGUGUGGACCCCAUUCUCUAUUUCUUGGCAGGAGACACGUUCAGAAGGAGGCUGUCUCGAGCCACCAGAAAAGCUUCCAGAAGAAGUGAGGCAAAUUUGCAAUCCAAGAGUGAAGACAUGACCCUCAAUAUUUUAUCCGAGUUCAAGCAAAAUGGAGACACAAGCUUGUGAAGACACAAGAAUUCCCCAAACACCCACUUUUGUAACAUGGUAGGAUGCUUAAUAGAGCCAAGUGCUUCCUUUUUUUCCCCCUUUAAGUUUCUAAAAGUUUAGAGAAACAUCAAACCAAGAAAUUAGUGAGUUUUAAAAAAACAAAAACAAACAAGAACUGGAAAUGCCCACACCCGCACCUAGCUUGUUUGGGUUUGGGUUUGCUUUCAAGGCCUCCCUCCCUCCCUUCUUUCUAAUCUGAAGUAUGUAUAAUAAAAUAAUACUAUCCCAGUUAAACAUUUACUUUCUUUUCUGCCUUUAAAAUUUACAAGCUCUUCUGUUUAAAGUGCACUUGAGUACCGGAGCUGUUUUGAGGUUAAUAAUUUCUUCAAGAAAACUGACCACCUGAAACUUGAGUUUGCCAUUCAUCUAGCUUUUAAUGUUUUUAAUGAUACAUGAUAGGAACAAAUUGAAACUCCACAUUCUCAAAGUUAGCAUAGGAUGUAGCAAAAUUCUAAUCUCGAUUCAUUCAGUAUGAACAGAUCUCAGCCGGGUGUCAUUUUUGGUCCUGUCACCAUAGGUGGUAACUAACUGAGUUUCUUGGAGACUUUGAUAGAAAAGUAAAGCCAAUGAAUUUAAAAGCCUAUAAAGUGAUCAUUUUCCAGUUAUUUCUAGAAAACUGCUCAGUAUAUGUUGGGUCCUAAAUGUUUGGCGAUGGAAACCUGCAUGUAUUAUCUUGUAGGUAAAAUGCAUUCAAAAUAAUCAAAGUGUAUGUACUUUCCUUGUAAACACUGUGAACUCUGUUAGACUUCCUGUGAUAAAGGGUAUUUACUUGCAUCACUGCUGUGCAAUGCCUUAGGAGUUUGUGUUCCAGUACAAAUGCUUACUCGCAUCUGUAAAAACAAUUUUAAAAAUCACAGAUAAAUUACAGAUGAAAGUUGAAUAACUGAGCAAGUUGAGGGCUUGUAGGGCAGGACGAUGGUAUUAUACUAUCGGAGGGAGAGGGGUUGGCAGUCAUUCACAAUGCAUAGCCUUCAAGCACAUUCCCAAAUGUACGAGCAAGUAGGGAGAAGACAUCUUUAGAAUAAGGACAUUAGUUUAAAUUAAAAUUGUGGUGUAAAGGUUCUUCUUUGCUUCUUUGAAACGUUGGGGAACAUUAAAUGCAACAUGAAAAGAAGGCAGAAUGUGUUCAGGUUGUGUUGAUAGAAUGAGAAGUUAUAAUCCUUUACUAGAUCCUAUUUCCUCAUAGUUAAAAGGGGAAAAAAAACCUUUAAAAUAUAUGAGAAAAGGACAUAAGGAGAAUUAAAUUUAAGUACCUAAGGUACCAUAGCAGUGAAAAGUAAGUUGCAGAAACUACUAAUAGUUUAAGAGAAGAUCACUGGUCAGUGUUUUCUUUUAUGUUUUUUUUUUCUGCGAGGCAGUAAUGAGAAACCUGUAAAAUACUUCAGUAAUUUUAAUAAUAAUUUUCAAUGAAUAUUGAUUCGCUGCAUUUCUUGCCCUUAAAAUCUUAAAAUUCUACAUAAUAUAGAAUAAUGAGGUGAGAUAGCACAAUUUAUAACUCCAAACAAAUAAAUCCCCUGUCAAAGAAGUGUUUGAUUGUGAGAACUAGCCUUAAUAGAACUAGCCAACAUCAGAGUCUGCAGCUGAUGGCGGAGUAACUUGUUUGAAAGCACUUUAUAAGUAAAAUAAUUUGGGGCCAUGUCUUAAAGCUAGAAACAGCACCCGGUGGGACAUAGUGACAGGUAAAUCAGGGCUUGAUUUCAGUUUGUGCAGUGCUUGGGUGGACUGCAGAUUUAUGAGACCUUCAGUUUCAUCUUAGAGUUACUUCAGUUUAUCCAGUCUCAGGCCACUAAGACCAAUGAAGAAAUGCUGUGUUUAGCUUCCUAAAAAGUUAUUCUUUUUUGACAUGUUCAGCGUUAACACACAGAAUUAUAGAAGAAACCUUUUAGAUGAGAUGUCCUACCUACACGUCCUCAUUUUGAGGAAACUGAAGGUUAGCUAGGUUCUUACUUGGUUAGGGUCCUACAGCAUUUUCUGUUGUGGACGUCUUGAAGAAAAUGUCUAAAAUAUGUCAUUACUAUAUUGUCCCUAUCAAACAGAAUGACAGCGAGACAGGAUUCAUAUCACUAAAUUGACCAAAGUGGAAAUUUCAAAGCCUGUACCAUCCUUGAACUCAAAGGCUAACGGUACACAUUUCUAUAGUAUUUCCUCACCAUUUACUUUAGUUUUCUUCCUUUUAGGUCUCAGGACACCCAGCCUAGUUUACAGUAUGUGUUAAGUACAUUGUUUCAGCUUCCAGAGAACUUUCUUACAGAGUGCGGAUCUAAUGAGAGAUAGACAGUAACUAGAAAUUCCCUUUUACUUCUUGGCAUGUUUUUUUUUUUUCCAGAGUGUUUCUUCUUUAGCUCUAUACAUCACAUCGUAGACAAUAAUGACAUGUAAAUGCAUGUCAAAUGGUAACAAGAAUGAUCUCACCAACUCCUUCCAGGCAAAAAGAGGUCUCUGGGAAGAGUCUGUGCUAAUGGUGAAAACGUACAGAGGAUCAAGAAGAAGCAGUGAUGUAUUGGCUGAAAAUCUGAUUUGUGACAUAUGAUAUGAGUCAGUAUUUUAAUAGGAAAGGCAAAAAUCUGUUUGCAUUUUGAUGAAAGAACUAAAAUUAUAGAACUUGUCAGUUAACUAAAAUUUCACAAUGCAACACUAUUUAAAUGCCAAGUUCAAGGUAUUUUAUGGCACACAAAAUACAUCUCUGACUCUUUGAACAUCAACAUGUUUGCAUUGAAAUGAUAAAAAGACAAACCAAGAAGCGAUAUAGCGUGAGUGUGUAGCUUCAGAGUUAAAACCAUGACAUUGCCACUCAGCGAGCUAUGGAACUUUUGACCAUUUCAGGACCAUUAUUAGUGGGUUAAAAAGGUUGGAUGGCAUCUGUCUGUUGGGGCUUUGAGGCAUGUGGAAACAUUUAAACUAUAGACAGCCAGAGGUGUAUUAUAUUUGUUACCAGGACUCUUCAAUUCCUUGGCUCAAAAUUCUUACAAAGUUCACCAGUUGUGAUGUGGACCUAUGACCUGUAAGUUUUCUCAAUCUACUUGUGUAGUACACCAAACAGCAUUUGGAUACAAGAGAUAUCAAUGCUUACAGCAGCUGGAAUUGGACUAGUGACAAUAAAGAUGUGUAACUAGUUAGAGAUCUAUUGAAGCUUUAACUUUGCUGGUCAAAUUGUAGCUAUCAUAAUAGUAUUUAUUAAUGAAGCUUACAGUUCUUUAGUUGUACAGGUUGAAAGACUUUCUUGAAAGACCCAACAUACCGAUGUAAAUUAUAUUUAUUACAAUGUAUAAUAUGAAUGUAACACUGGUGUAUUUUACAUAAUAUAUGAUACAUAGAUAAAAUGAGUUAUUGUAUAUUAUGAUGCUUUUCAAAUAUCAGUAUCCUGAAAUGUGUAAGUCUUCAGAUUUUUUUCUUAUCUAAAAUAUGAAAAUCUGUUUUGUGAUACAAGUGAUUAAUUUUCUCUAGAAAUGCUUUUGCAUGUUUACCUUUUUUGUGUAGUGUUCUUUCUAUACAGACACAAUUUGGUGUCAAACUAUCAUAAGAUCAAUAGUAAAUACAAAGCAUCUUUAGCCAGACUGGAUCUGUAUUGUAUACAUUUUAUAUAGUAUUAUAGAAAAGUUUAUAUUGUCCUUUCAGAGCAUUUAGAACCAUGCCCUCAAAUAUGAUCAGAGCUUCUAUUUCUCAAUGCAAAAUGCUUGUCCUGAAUUCACAGUAGAUCUCUUAGGUUUUAGAAGUCUGGUGGGAUGUGCAUUAUUGAUACAGCAUUAGAAUUUAAGGAGAAACUUUAAGGAGAUGGGGAAAGAGGCAGCUGGUGUAAUCAGUUACAAUGUUCAGAAUCAGCUUAAAUUUUUGUGUUGUGUUUCUUCUUAAGGUGAAAUAGUAUAAUCUUAAGUUGUUAGAGAUGGAGUUUCUAAGUAACACUACCAGCAAGUUUAACACUGCUAUGAAUUUUAAUCUGUUUUAUUUGUUCAGUGGAUAAUUUUAAUUCCAAGUUUUAUAGUGAUAACUGUAUUAUAUUUGGCUGCUGAAUUCUGUUACAAUUUUUAUUCUGUUGUACAUUGUAUUAUACACAUCAUUACAAAUUAAUAUGAAGGGGAAUAUAUGUGACAUAUCAAAAUUUGUGAAUUUAAAUUCUGGUAUGUUUUAGUGCUUUUGCAAAAAUGUUUAUUUUUAUAUUAUCUGUGAUUUUAAUAUAGAUAAUUGAACUAGGUUUCUUUGUGAUUAAUAGUGCCAUUGAAUGAGCGAUAUGGAAACAGUGUUACUUGACAUUUUGAGCUUUCUCAGGUUUAUCUAAAUCAAUGGUAGCUUAACAAAUUCCAGACUAAUUGUGCGCAGUUGUGUUUUUAAUAAAAGGAAUGUACAUUUCCUAUACGUUUGCAUGCAGGAAUGUACAAUAUCAUGUGUGUGUGUGUGUCUAAGGCAUGACAGCCAACUUUGCAUCUGCUAUUGAUAAUAACAGCAGAGCCUUGCUAUAACCGUGGUCACUAGAAUUGUACCUACCAUAAACAAUUAAAACUGAAAAAGUCUCAAUAAAACUAUGAAAUGUG
Hipposideros armiger (great roundleaf bat) is the source of this 5976-nucleotide messenger RNA. RefSeq names its product purinergic receptor P2Y1 (gene P2RY1). Gene Ontology annotation, molecular function: G protein-coupled ATP receptor activity; A1 adenosine receptor binding; G protein-coupled ADP receptor activity. Bases 287 to 1408 code for a protein of 373 amino acids. Lineage: Eukaryota; Metazoa; Chordata; Mammalia; Chiroptera; Hipposideridae. The record is from RefSeq and is a predicted model, not a curated record. Gene Ontology annotation, cellular component: plasma membrane. Gene Ontology annotation, biological process: platelet activation; phospholipase C-activating G protein-coupled receptor signaling pathway; relaxation of muscle. The transcript has a single exon.